GCAGCCUCCAAUUGGUCCACCCUCCUCUCUUGCUAGAAAAAACCGCAAAAAAAUCGCAUUUUUCUGUCGAGGUCUUCGGAGUCGUCAAACUAGAGCCAGUCCUCGAAUUCGUCGAUCAUCGUGGUGGUGAUUUGGAACCGGAAGCGCCGCGCUUCCCUUCUGUUCCUCUGAUCGGCCUCACUCCAGUUCGGCGCGAGAUUUGGUCCGGGGGAGGGAGGGAGAGCAGUGGCGUGGCGGCCGCCAUGUUUGGGUCCAGGGUCCAGGGUGAGGUGGAGAUGCAGAGGAGGACUAACAACAGGAUCUUUCCUGAUGAGAGACAAAAUCAAUCUAAGCCACUAUAUCAAGUUGCAAGGGCCGACAGAUUUGGUGCAAAUAGAAUAGAUGCAAAGAACCCUGAGAGGCUUAAGGUGUUCAACGAAGGCAACAAACCAUGGCACCGGCGCAUCCUAGACCCUGGAGAUAGUAUUGUACUAACAUGGAACAGGGUGUACCUAGUGUCCUGUUUGUUUGCCCUUUUUAUCGAUCCUUUCUUCUACUACCUUCCAUUGGUUAAACAAGAAGAAAUUAAUGGAUCUGCAUGUGUUGCCAAAGACCAACGAUUGAGCAUAUAUAUCACUGUCCUGCGGUCACUUGCUGACUUGUUUUACAUGCUGAACAUUGCAAUCAAGUUUCAUACUGCAUAUGUGGACCCAAAGUCCAGAGUACUUGGAAAGGGAGAGCUCAUCGUGGAUAUAAACAAGAUUCAACAAAGAUAUUUCAGAACUGAUUUCAUUAUAGACGUACUUGCAGCUGUGCCAAUUCCACAGGUUACUGUGUGGUUAAUUAUGCCUGCGAUAAAAAGCUCAGAUUAUAACAUCCGGAACACUUCAUUUGCUCUCAUUAUUGUGAGUCAAUAUAUCAUAAGAAUGUAUCUCAUUGUCCCUUUAAGCAAUCAGAUUAUCAAAGCCGCUGGAGUUGUUGCAAAGUCAGCCUGGGGAGGAGCAGCAUACAAUCUUCUGCUCUACAUGCUUGCAAGCCAUAUUACUGGUGCAAUAUACUAUCUUCUCUCCAUUGAACGGCAGAUUACAUGUUGGGAUCAGCAGUGCCUUGCUGAGUCCAACACUACAUCUUGCAACAUUAGAUUUAUAAGUUGUGAGAAUACUGGUUCGAACGGUUAUCUUGAGUGGCAAAACAAUACACAGGUAUUCAGCAACUGUGAUGCCACUAAUAAUUCUAUACCGUUUAACUAUGGAAUGUUUUCUAGUGCAUUGAGUAAACGCGCUGUCUCAGCUUCAUUCCUUGAGAAGUACUUCUUUUGUCUGUGGUGGGGCUUGCUGCAGCUUAGUUCAAGUGGAAAUCCUCUUCAGACAAGUGCAUUCAUCGCAGAGAACACUUUUGCCAUAGCAAUUGGUGCUCUCAGUCUCAUACUCUUUGCUCAGCUGAUUGGCAAUAUGCAGACAUACCUGCAAUCUAUCAGUAAAAGGCUUGAAGAGUGGAGGUUGAGGCAAAGGGACAUGGAUGAGUGGAUGAGACAUCAUCAACUCCCACCUCACCUUCAGGAACGUGUCCGGCGGUUUGUUCAAGUUAAAUGGCUUGCGACACGAGGAGUGGAAGAAGAGUCCAUCUUGCAAGCUUUGCCUGCUGACAUACGUCGGGAUGUGCAGCGCCAUCUUUGUUUGGACCUUGUUCGACGUGUCCCUUUUUUCUCUGAGAUGGAUAACCAACUUCUUGAUGCCAUCUGUGAGCGGCUGGUGUCUUUCCUGUGCCCCGAGAAUACAUACAUCUCUCGCGAGGGUGAUCCGGUGAACGAGAUGCUUUUCAUCAUACGUGGCAAACUAGAGAGUUCAACAACCAAUGGAGGACGUAGCAACUUCUUCAACUCUAUCAUCCUGCGCCCGGGUGAUUUUGCAGGUGAGGAGCUGCUCACAUGGGCCCUGCUUCCAAAGACCAAUGUCCACUUCCCGCAUUCGACAAGGGAGGUGAGGAGCCUCACAGAGGUGGAAGCCUUUGCUCUGAGAGCUGAAGACCUGAAGUUUGUCGCGAACCAGUUCCGAAGGCUUCACAGCAAGAAGCUUCAGCACACAUUCCGGUUCUACUCCCACCACUGGAGGACAUGGGCCGCCUGCUUCAUCCAGGCGGCGUGGCGGCAGCACCAGAGAAGGAAGCUGGCUGAGAGUCUCAGCCGAUGGGAGUCAUACUCGUGGUGGUCAGAGGAUCAUCCAACAGCUGAUAAACCCACGCCAGAGGGCACCUCGAGCGGCGGCUCAAGGACAAUUGCUGAGGGCGCCAUUGCCCAUAUGCAUAAGCUCGCAUCUGCUUCCAGAAGGUUCCGCACUGAGGACACCGCAAUUCGCAAGUUGCAGAAGCCUGACGAGCCCGACUUCUCGGCAGACCAUUUCGACUGAACCUGAUGCUUUGCUGCUGAAAGUACGUGUUGUAAAAUUACAGUCGUUGUAUCCUAAUGUAAUUCUAGUACACAAGAACUUUAGGAGUUGUGAAUUGUGAUAGUCUGAUAGAAAAGGUGUAUCAUGUAAACCUGAACUUACUAAAGAGUUUUGAAGCUUCAGAUGCUU
Molecule: messenger RNA, 2552 nt
Organism: Phragmites australis (common reed)
Lineage: Eukaryota; Viridiplantae; Streptophyta; Magnoliopsida; Poales; Poaceae
Product: probable cyclic nucleotide-gated ion channel 14
Exons: 7
Coding region: 243-2384 (713 amino acids)
Biological process (GO): transmembrane transport; monoatomic ion transport
Cellular component (GO): membrane
Molecular function (GO): monoatomic ion channel activity
Source: RefSeq, a predicted model, not a curated record